AUGGGAGACUCCCACCCACUGGCCGGCCAUCCAUGCUCGCGCCUAGAGUGCCUCCCCGUCGAAAUCCUCCAGUUGAUCUUCCUAUACAGCCUGGAGAUCAACCUUCCCCGCGCCUCACCAUACCUCAGCCGCGCCCUCUCCAAUCCACUCCUAUACACAUGGUUGAUCCGCCUAGCAUUCAGCAGCACCAACCCGGGCUCCCGAGAAGGGUUCUUCACGCCAGACUUCCUGCCUCCACCUCUAGACUUCUGGUCCCUACCCUGGCAACAGCGCCAACACCUUCAAACCACCAUCCUAGCCUGCAAAUGGUGUACAUUACCACUCCUCCGCCGGUGUCAACGCGAAUACGUGAAUCACGCCAUAAAACGCAAAUGCUCCGAAUUAGUCUUCACCCCAGAAGACCAAGCCCGUCUCAACAAUCUAGACAAAUACUUCUCCGAUCUCAAUCAAUGUGACCAAGCCAUCGACGGCCGCCGUGGAAAAGGCGACCUCGUCAUACCCGCCACCCUCCCAAACUCCAAACCCCGCAAACUCGCAAUAUGGUUUCAUUUCGGCGCCAUCCAGAUCCGCGAACAAAAUGACAUCUACUUCGAAGCAGACCUCUUCCGUCUCCCGAGCUCCGUGGUCAUCGGUCCAGGCCGGAUCCCCGAUAAAGUAUUUCGCGCACCGUGGUCGGAAUCCCAAUUCGAGUUUCUGCAACUGCUGGCUGGAGAUUUCUAUCUGGAUGACGAGUUCUCUACGGAUCGCUCAGCGAGGAUUACGACGCGAUUGAUUCGACGACGGAGUAUUGGGCCGUUUAAGAGGCUGUUGGGGAUGUAUUUCCGUGCUGCGAAUUGUAGGGUUCCGGUUCGUUGGCCGUUACAGGAUAAGCACUAUACACAGGUUAGGAGGUAUGGGAGUGGGGCUGGGGAUGAGUUUGUGAGCUUUAUUCUUGAUAAACGGUGGGAUGAGAUUCCUGUGAGUGAGAAGGUGGAGUUGGUACAGUAUAUUGAGGCUGAGAAUGGAUGUAAGGGGUUGAGUGCUGAGUACUGA
This is a messenger RNA of Penicillium atrosanguineum, 1032 nucleotides long. RefSeq lists its product as uncharacterized. The transcript has a single exon. Lineage: Eukaryota; Fungi; Ascomycota; Eurotiomycetes; Eurotiales; Aspergillaceae. The record is from RefSeq and is a predicted model, not a curated record. The coding region runs from base 1 to 1032 and encodes 343 amino acids.